CUAGUUUCCUUCUAAUCAGUGAUUAAACGUAUCGAAAUGUGGCAUUUUCGGGCGUGAAAAGUAUUCUAUGUUGUUUUGUUUAGCUUUAUCAAUCUACUUAGACAAUUGUCCUAGUGUCUUCAUUAAAUUAGAGCAUUGUUAAGUAUCAAAUUUAUUCGCACAUCACUAUGAAGGUAGCUGUAAGCAUAGCAAUCGGCGCGACAGUUCGUUUUCUGCUUAUGAACUCGCGCUAUUCCCAGGCGAUACAGAAUCGGGUCGAAGUUUCGACGCCAAUAAAUGCAUGGAAAAGAGUUGAAGAAGGAGCUUAUCUUCACGCGAACGACAUCAACCCGUACGAUGGCGACGUUUAUCACAGCAAUCCGUUGAUCCUGCUGUCCACCAGGUGGUUACUAGCAAACGUGCCUGGUGCCAUUCCAUCUCUCUUCAUCCUGCUCGACGUGUUGAGCGGGAUACUGCUCCUAUUGGCCGCUCGAGUGUUUAUUCGCGAAAUGUACGAAAAACAACGCAAAGAAAUGGCUACCUACGCAAAGGAUACUGAAGAACUGCAUCUAGUCGAGGCGGACCUAUAUUCCGUGCCAAUGUCGGUGGCUUUUGCCUACCUGUUCAAUCCCUACGCCAUCAUGAACUGUGUCGGACAGACAACGACCGUGUGGAGUAAUUUCCUACUGUCCGUCUUUUUCUACGGUCUCUCGCGGCAAAAUCGGUUGCUGACGUUCGUUGCUCUGGCGCUGGAAACGCAGGUCAAUCUGUAUCCAUUUGUGCUAUUGGCUCCCGGAGCACUGCAUAUAGCCAACCGAGGAACAGCGGAGGGUCAGAGCCGGUUUCGCAGUUUGGCUGGAUGCUGCGUGAUGUUUGUGAUCAUAUUUUUAGGUGUAAACUAUGUCAGCAGUUGGCUGAUGGGAGGAGAUUGGAGUUUUCUCGAUGCCACCUACGGGUUUAUAAUCAACUGCCGAAGUCUGCAGCCUAACAUCGGUCUCUUCUGGUACUUUUUUACCGAAAUGUUCGAUCACUUCCGGACACUGUUCCUGUACUCGUUCCAGAUCAACGCGACGCUAUUGUAUUUAUUUCCGCUCACGUUCAAACUGCACAAGGAACCGAUCAUGCUGGCAACGAUGCUAAUCGGGCUGGCGUCCGUUUUCCGAUCGUAUCCUUGCGUUGGGGACGUCAGUUUCUAUCUUGCCCUAAUCCCUCUCUGGAAAUCGAUUUCUUUGUUUAUGAAGAACAACUUCAUCGUCGGCGCAACGAUUCUGGUCACGAGCGUACUAGCACCGACCGUGUGGCACCUUUGGAUCUACAACAAUUCCGCCAAUGCCAACUUUUACUUUGGUGUUACGCUCAUUUUCUGCACCGCACAGAUUUUCCUCAUCACCGACCUCUUCUUCGGUUACAUCAAGCGAGAGUUUUGCCUGAAGCACGGAAUCCGUGUGCUAGUCGACGGUAAGGAAGCACGAAUUACGCUGGAGUAUUAGCGGCAAAGAAACAAGUCACAUCAACGCGGCCCUUUGCGGAACGUGUAAAAGUUCUUUAACAAAAAUAGGAUAGAUAAGCUGAAGACAAAUCUAGAAUAAAAUUAAACUAAUAUCACCUUUCGAACGCCAAACUGAAUUUCGAAGAGUCGAUCAAAUAGAUUGGUUGUUGUUAACCCACGUUCAUUUUCUUUGGCCAUGCUGAAGCUAAACUAGGUAAAGCACCAUUCCAUGUCUUUAUUUUUUUGCUCACAAUUCUUGUUUAUUGAUUUCAAUAAAAAGUUUUGCAUUUUUGCAUAAUUUUA
Anopheles coustani is the source of this 1771-nucleotide messenger RNA. It is a transcript of the gene PIG-U, whose product is annotated as phosphatidylinositol glycan anchor biosynthesis class U protein. Gene Ontology annotation, cellular component: GPI-anchor transamidase complex; membrane. NCBI's taxonomy places the organism in Eukaryota, Metazoa, Arthropoda, Insecta, Diptera, Culicidae. The transcript has 5 exons. The coding region runs from base 168 to 1469 and encodes 433 amino acids. The record is from RefSeq and is a predicted model, not a curated record. Gene Ontology annotation, biological process: protein localization to cell surface; attachment of GPI anchor to protein.